AUGGAGAGACCCAAUAAGACCUCUCCUGUGGCAGGGUUCAUUCUCCUGGGCCUCUCAGCCCACCCAAAGUUGGAGAAAAUGUUCUUUGUGCUCAUCCUGGCCAUGUACCUGGUGAUCCUGCUGGGCAACGGGGUGCUCAUCCUGGUCACCAUCUUUGAUUCCCACCUGCACACUCCCAUGUACUUCUUCCUGGGGAACCUUUCCUUCCUGGACAUUUGCUACACCACUUCCUCGGUCCCCCUCAUUCUUGACAGCUUCCUGACCCCCAGGAAAACUAUCUCCUUCUCAGCCUGUGCCAUCCAAAUGUUUCUCUCCUUUGCCAUGGGAGCCACAGAGUGCGUGCUUCUGAGCAUGAUGGCGUUUGAUCGCUAUGUGGCCAUCUGCAACCCCCUGCGGUAUCCUGUGGUCAUGAGCAAGGCUGCCUAUGUGCUCAUGGCCAUCAGCUCUUGGGGAGCUGGCAUCACCAAUUCUGUAGUACAGACAUCCCUUGCAAUGAGGCUGCAUUUCUGUGGGGACAAUGUCAUCAACCACUUCACCUGUGAGAUCCUGGCCGUGCUGAAGCUGGCCUGUGCUGACAUCUCCAUCAAUGUCAUCAGCAUGGUCUUGGCCAAUGUGAUCUUCCUGGGGGUCCCAGUUCUGUUCAUCUCUUUCUCCUACAUCUUCAUCCUCACCACCAUUCUGAGGAUCCCCUCGGCUGAGGGGAGGAAGAAGGCCUUCUCCACCUGCUCUGCCCACCUCACUGUGGUGACCAUCUUCUAUGGGACCAUCCUGUUCAUGUAUGGAAAGCCUAAGUCCAAAGACCCAUUGGGGGCAGACAAGCAGGACCUUGAAGACAAGCUCAUCUCCCUCUUUUAUGGGGUGCUGACCCCCAUGUUGAACCCCAUCAUUUAUAGUUUGAGGAACAAGGAUGUGAAGACUGCUGUGAAGAAUCUAGUAGCUCAAAAAACACUCAAUUGAAUGACUAUUAUUGAAUUCAAGA
This is a messenger RNA of Dipodomys ordii (Ord's kangaroo rat), 979 nucleotides long. RefSeq names its product olfactory receptor 2S2-like. Bases 1 to 957 code for a protein of 318 amino acids. Gene Ontology annotation, cellular component: membrane. The record is from RefSeq and is a predicted model, not a curated record. Gene Ontology annotation, biological process: G protein-coupled receptor signaling pathway. Lineage: Eukaryota; Metazoa; Chordata; Mammalia; Rodentia; Heteromyidae. The transcript has a single exon. Gene Ontology annotation, molecular function: olfactory receptor activity; G protein-coupled receptor activity.